AUGGCGAUCGCAUCAGCCAGUAGCGUGUCGUCACUUUCGUCCACCUACUCCCACCGCCCGGCUAUCCCUUCCAAAAGCUGCCUGACGUCGCCACCGAGGUCUCUCUCUCUCAGGGCGUACUCUGAGGAACCGCUUCAGCGAUCCGACAGCAGCAACCAGGAAGACCGCAGUAGAUGCCUCUUGGCUGGCGCACAGGUUACCCGCCGGAGCUAUCUGCUCGCCGGCGCUGCGCUGAUGCCUUUCGUGUUCACGAAGCCCCCGAGAUUGGACGCUCGAGAGGUGGAGGUGGGAUCCUUCCUCCCUCCAUCUCCUUCCAAUCCGUCGUUCGUUGUUUUUAAGGCUACCUCCAAGGAUACGCCCGCACUUCGCGCUGGUAAGUCCUAUUUUCUUCUCUCCAUCGAUCCGCAUUAUUUCUCCUAUUUUACGAAUCACGGAUAGCUUCCCUCAUUUCUUCAUCCGAAUGAUUAGAAUGAGCUCCUGCGGGCCUAAGAAUGCCUUGUAUAGAUGAUUUUAUAGUUUAUAUAUUCGACCACUGCAUGGAGAAUUUCGACGCUCGUUGGAUUUCUUUUUUGUCUUUUGAAUGCCCUUUAACAGUUUCGAAUGAUUCUCAAGAUAUUCGCAUACAAGAACAUUCCGAGAACAAAUUCUUUAGGAGACCAAAACAAAUUUCUCAUUUUCACCCCAUGUACCUGGGUUGUGUGAGUUUGGGUGCAAGAAAGCAAUUAAUUGUCUACAAUAAUGUCAUCGGGAAAAUGAAGGAAAGAAGACUGCGGGAUUUACAUGAAUGUGACAACAGUCAGCAUAUUUUCAAGAGGCUCAAGACAAUCCCCAACAUCUAAACAUCCUUUUUACUGUUUCAUUUACAUGAGUGUCUAUGUGUAAAUAGCAAGCAUUAUUUGGGAAAUAUUUCACUCUUAGAUUAAAUAUUUUAAUCAAUUAUCAAGAGUCCGUGAACUAUUUCCUUUGGUAGGUGGAUGUAUUUGAUCUCGUGUCUUUUGUAUUACGCUGAUGUCGGUGAAUGAGAACUAUGUUAAAAUGUAUUCAGUAAAUUAUGACAAAACGAGGUCCAACGUGGUCCAGAUUCUGUUCACUAGUUCAGAAUGCCCUAAGAUUUAGUUUUAGUUUGAUGUCUACCUAUAUUUCUCUCUCUGAAUUUUGGUAAUCCGAUUGUCACAUUUUUUAGAGAUUAUCAUUCAAAUUACUUAUAUUGUUUUAUUAUAAGACGAGCAGUUAGUUCUUCCAGGAAAAUAUGGCACUAGGGAUUGAAACUGAUAUACUUUGUGAAUUUUGGUAAUCCGAUUAUCUGCGGAAAAUCUGGAUUUUCACCAUUUCCGACAAAAGGAACACAAGCAUUUCCAAAUCGCUCCAAUAUUUUACUGGAGGCAUCCGCUCUUGUUGUUUUUCCUACGUGAGCUAUAGAACUGCAUUAUUUGAAAACUGGAUGGUUUUGCCAAGCAUUAGUAAUAUUUGAAUGCCUUCCUCGGCAAAUAGUAAUAACCCCAAUAGACGGUUGAAUCUUAUAGAUUUUUCCGUCCCAGAUACUGUUUGGGACUCGAUUCUUAUGUACCUAAAUAAAAAAUUCGAGGCUUUUGCAUACGUUUGUUGUGGUAUGGCCCCUUAUUGAUAAUCUUGACAGAAAGAACAGAAAUUUUCAAGGACUUACACAGGUACAGAGGUUAUGGGAAUAAGUGCCAUGGCUAGCAUCGAGAAAGUCUCUCUGGUUGGUGUAAAGCAGGUGGCUUCUCCAUUAGGGGAGAUUAUAAUGUUUUUUUUUGUGGUCAAAGUAGGUCAUUAUCCUCUCUGAGAUACACCUCCGUAGGGACUAGGUUUACCAUGGACCCAGUGAGUUUUGGGAAUGCUAAUUUGUAUUUAUACUGGUUUGUUUUUUUCACUGUUAAUGGAAUGUAGAAAUGGUCUAAUUAUAUAUAAAGCAUCUUGUAUAAGAUAUCCGUUUUUGAAGGAUCAGGAUGUCGUGGUUUCUUAAUUACCUGUCCUUUUUGAACGAAUCAUGCUAGUUCUUCAUUAAGAACUACAGUAUUUACUUUGGACUGUGCGUUAUACCAUUUCUCUGUUAAAUGGCUUUUAGGAUGCAUGGAGUUGGAAAACUUGAUGAUCACUCAUUAUUGAAUAUAUCUCCCUUCAUUAGUUUUUUAGUACUUUUUUUUCUGUAGCACGGUUGAGCACAUGUACCACAUGCAUAUCCACACACAUAACUGUACCUUUUCAGGUAAGGCAAUACAAUCAUGGAAUCGUGGAGGAUCUGCCAUUGGGUGACCGGAUUGUCACAGUAAAUAGGUUUUUUUUUAAAAUCAUGGUGGUUAAUGUAUGGGGUUCUGUCAAAAUGGUUCUAUCGUCAUAUAUUUUUUGUUAAUGCAAGUAAGUGCAUUGUUCUGCAAGAAAAGUUAUUUUUUCUGAAAGAACCACGUCAAAAUGUCAUGGCAGGUAACGUGGAACCUUAUGAGUUUAUGCUCCCACCAUCAUGGAAACAGACACGAGUUGCAAACAUCCUCUCUGGAAAUUACUGCCAACCCAAGUGUGCUGAACCUUGGGUUGAAGUGAAAUUUGAGGAUGAAAAGCAGGGAAAAAUUCAAGUAGUAGCUUCCCCAUUAGUACGCUUGACAAAUAAACCUAAUGCCACAAUUGAAGAUAUCGGAAGCCCAGAGAAAGUGAUUGCUUCUCUUGGCGCCUUUGUCACGGGAAAUACAUUUGAUUCAGAUGAACUUUUGGAGACGUCGAUUGAGAAAAGAGGGGACCUGACGGUAACUUUCCUUCUCUUUGUUUCUAUGUGCCCAAAUAAAGCAUGCUUCUUAUUCAUUUGUUUUAUCAACGUGUCUUCGAAUAUGCAUCCAUUUUAUCAAUGCUUGUCUAGUGAAAAAAAAUCCUGUGGUUUUCUUCGACUUAGCCGUAUCAAGGAUAUAUAGUCACUGCAUAAAUUUAUAACACCUGUGUUGUAUUAGAUGUUGGGGUUUAAGAAUCAGAGGAAACCGUGGCUAAAUCUAGGACUGGAAAAUUUCCAUCGAACUUCAGUAUUUAGAAUUUCAUGAUGCCGACAGUUUUUGGGCAGAUCCAAUCUAGGACCUUUGUUGUAUUAGAUGUUUUGUACUAUUCUCACCUUGUUGAAUUACUCGGUAGCACAUUGAUGGAUAAUAAAUAAUAAUAUUGAAGAGGGAGACAAAUAUUUUCAAUGCUUAUGUUUAGUACUGCAUAAAGAGAAAUUUAGUUUCCAAUGAAAUUAACGAAAAAAAAAUACAGAACAGCAAUGUAGGGGAAUUUUUUUUGCCCGAACUACUCUCUCAGUAGUUCUCUUUCCUUGGCAUGGAGAAAUUAGUCCAGCCUUGCCUUAUCAGAAAAGAAACAGUAUUCAUUCACAGCUCAGAACAUCAUUUUAUAAUGACUGUUUUAAAAAUUCACACAUACAAAUACAAGGAACUUAAAAUUUAGAUAUUGCUGACUCCGCACUCAUAAAAUCAAAUCUACGACGGAAAAGUUCACAAUUCACUGUAAAGUAGACUUGUUAAUUCAAACAUCAUUACUUGAUGUUACUCAGAUUAGUAAAAUGUUAUUUCAUCCUCCUCCACUAGAACUCGGCGUCACAACAUGGACAUAAAGAAAAGCAAUAUAAUGUUUUUCCGGACAUGAUUCAGAACAGAUCCAAAAGAUGCUUAAGACUUCGAAAAGACAAUAUUCAAAGUAUUUAUCUAGUGUGACCUGUGGGUCACAUAUCUAAUAACCCAAUACCCUCAUGCAUAUACAAUUUUAAUGUAGAAGUUAGAACUCCAUGUGCAUAGUCAAAUGACUAGAUUCCGUAUGGCAGACUAACCCAGUAACCUUUAGAGCAACGUUUCCAGUCACAUCCAUUUGAUAAUACCUGAGAGAGCGUUUUCUAUAUUCCUUAUAUUCAACACUGAUUAACGGAAUAAAUGUUUUGAGAUUGGCAACAGGAUUUCAAUAUUUCUGUAUGGCUACUUCCGAUUGCUAUUUCCUUCCGCGAUCUUUUUAAGACUUUUACGUUAAGUACCUACAAAGGUCAAUGUUUCUGUGAUCUCUCCCUUUUAAAAAUUCCUUAUUACGUCUAAUUUUUUUCCCAAUAUGUCAUUUUCCAGUUGUGUCAUACUGCUUUUCUUUUUGCUUGUAGGGAUUUAAUAACCCUAGACCAGUCUUUCAGUAAACGGUAGUUUCUGGGAUUAGUCAUCCAACUGGAAUCUGAUCUCUCGGUCAUUAUUUAAUCUGAGAAAUUUUGAUGUAAAUAAACUACUGUCAUAUAAAAUAUAGGUUUACAGAUGGAUGACAAUUGUUUUUUACUGAUUUUUUAAGUUUCCUUCCACAACCUCAAGAAUAUUACUUCGUAUUGCACCCUCUUCUUUGUCUAAUCUCCCAGAUGUUCUUGACGAUAAGAAGGAUCUUUCGGUUUUUUUUAUUGGUAACACUCCGAUCUACAGUUCCCACCUGAAUCCCUAUUUCCAUUUUUUUCAUUUAUAAAUUUAAAAUAUAUAUAUAUAUAUCCUGUCUCUCUGCCUUUCAUGCUAGAGAGAAGAAUAAAAGUCCCCUCUUCGCUUCAAUCCUUCCCUUCCACAGUAGUUUCGUUUUUGAAGGAUUAAGUGCUGAUGUUUAUUACUAAUCUCGAUGAAAUCCAUCUGCUUCCCAUCAGACAAAAGUUUCCUCUCACAGACUAUUUCUUGCUCUCAAUACUCAAUUUAAAUUUUUUCUUUAAAUAUUAUAAUCUUAUAUCCAUAUGCUUUAAAUUCUGAAAAGAACCCUGUUUGUGCUCCUUCACCGAAUUAAUUGUUUAUCCCUUCUCCUCAUCUACAUAUGCUAUUACUCAGCCUUGGUUAUAUUUAUGCUACGAAAUGAGAAGAAAAGAGAGAGCUUGAUAACGUAUCACUGUAAAUAUACCAAAAAAAGGGGCAUUUUCAUGUCAUCUCAUUUAACAAGAUCUAUGGAGAUAUGAAGGGUGUAGAUGUAGGGUUUUUUAUGACACUUAUUGAAUGAAAUACUUCCAAUACAGGGGCAUUUUUUAAUCAGGAAUUCAUAUUUAUGUGGCUCGUGAGAUAAUAUAGUAUGGAAGAAAAUAUUUCUAGCCAUGACCACUCAGGAACCAAGGACUUGAUUUUUUUGCAUGGGCAAGAGUUCUAUCCAUUGCCCAGAGGGACAUUGAAUGGUGGAAAGCAUUACUAGCGGGAUUAUUGCCGGCAAACCGGAGAGAGGAACCGUAGAAAGACCCAAACAAGAUUUUCAGAGAUUCUACAGAGAAUAUAAGAUCCCCUUCCGAUUCGCCUCUCUUUCUUUCCUUAUUUAGCAUCCCAAUGGACGCACAGAUAAUUUUUCCGUCUUAAUCCCCUUUAUUUACUGAUUUACUAUCUUAUUAGAUGAAUAGAAAAUGUUAUAUAUUCCCUUUUCGUCAGUAGAAACUGUUUUUUUAAAUGAAAAAACGUUUUUUCUUGGUUCCCUUUCUUUCUUUUACUUAUUUACCAUCUCAUUUCUUUUUUAAGUAAAGAAUUUGUCCUUGUUUCCUUACAUACGUACUGUAUGCGGGUCGCUGCCGUUGACCCACCACCCUGACUGGUUGACUUUCCCCGGUGCAGUACUACACCUACGCGCUGGAGACUCCCUACGCCCUGACAGGGACCCACAACCUCGCCAAGGCGACCGCCAAAGGGAACACGCUCGUGCUCUUCGUCGUCAGCGCCAGCGACAAGCAGUGGCCCUCCUCCCAGUCAACCCUCCGCACCAUCCUCGACUCCUUCCAGCUCUGA
This is a messenger RNA of Spirodela intermedia, 5753 nucleotides long. The record is from the annotation of a GenBank genome assembly. NCBI's taxonomy places the organism in Eukaryota, Viridiplantae, Streptophyta, Magnoliopsida, Alismatales, Araceae.